Vitrella brassicaformis is the source of this 1133-nucleotide messenger RNA. The record is from the annotation of a GenBank genome assembly. Lineage: Eukaryota; Vitrellaceae.
CCUCUCCCUCUCUCCCUCCCCCCUCUCCCCAUCUCACCCCUCCCGGCGACCUCAGAUCUGCAGAUCCUGCUGCCCACAUCCAUCCCUGAGUUGAGCUUUUCGUUUGUCCGUUACCUUCACAUCAGUUGGUCUCCUCUUCUCUCGUCGUGACGAUGAAGCUGCUUCUGUGCCUCGUUGGCGCCCUCCUGCUGGCCGGUGCCGUGUGCGCUGAUCCCUUCCCCACUGCCGCCGCGACCGCCGUGGAUGCAUCAGCUGAUGCCGGCAUCGCCCCUCCGGUAUGCCUCAGAAUGUCCUCCACUUGUCACCAUGCGCCUAUCUGUCUUGUUUGCCUCUGAUGCGUGAGUGCAGAUGCCGACCAGGUUCCUGGCAAGCCGCGAGGCUACACCUCUCGAUGACGAUGACGAGGGCAAGGAGCUGACGGAGCUCCCUCUUCACGCUGAGGUGAUCACAGUGACACACGCCAACACCCACACACGUGUCUGCAGUCCACACAGAGCAGCAUGAGCGGGCGCUUUUUUUGUCUCUGUGGGUGUGCAGGUUGAUGGCGAGGAUGAAGAAAGGCGACGCCUGGGCCUGGGCGUCCCCGUUCAGAGGCACGUCCGUACAGAACACUUCGAGCACAGGGGUGUGAAUAACUGCCAUCGUACCAGGUGGCUGCUUGACCAGGCAAAGGCGAGGGGCCGUGCGAUUGCAAGGCAAUGGUCAAGCAGCUGUCGUGCCUGCGUGUGGCGACUCACCAGGGUAGGUCUUGCUGGACCCGUUCACAAGCAGUUCGGCACGAAGCCCUGGCCAUCCAAUGCACGAUGGUGCAAGCUAACGGGCAACGUUAAGAUGUACUUUGCCAAGUACCACAUCUGAUUGGCUUCCAAAACGACGCGCGAAGCGGUGGCUGUCCGUUCACCGCAUGGUUUCUGUUUAUGUCUAUUUUAUGUGGGUCAUGCUCCCUGCCUGCCUGUCUGCCGUGUCGCGCCUCGUGUUGUGGCUGUCGGUGAAUCGAGUAUGACUCAGACGCUCGUGCACCGUCCCCGUAUCUGCUCUGCUCUGAUCUGACUGCAUACCAUCUGUGUCUUCGUGUUGGUGUAUGUGACCGUGUGGUCUCCGUGUGACGACCGAGUGCAGUGCAUGGCGGGGGG